Kwoniella mangroviensis CBS 8507 is the source of this 624-nucleotide messenger RNA. RefSeq lists its product as uncharacterized. Lineage: Eukaryota; Fungi; Basidiomycota; Tremellomycetes; Tremellales; Cryptococcaceae. Bases 1 to 624 code for a protein of 207 amino acids. The transcript is spliced from 2 exons. The record is from RefSeq and is a predicted model, not a curated record.
AUGGCAAGCUCCCUCUCAGGCUCGGUAACAAUCGAUGGAAUCCACUCAGGAUGGACCGUCAAGAAAAGCAGUCCUAGCGUGCGUGCCAGUUUCUCAGCAAGCUUCGCGCACAAUCAUCAGAGGUCAGCGGCAGACGAUAGUUUCUUUGUAACCAGCGAAGAUUCUGAAAACAUGAUACCCUCGUCAGGGACGGUCACAAUUGUACUAGAUCCAAUGGAAGUGACUGGUGGAUUGACAUACGACAAGCUCCUACAACGACUCGAUGCAAAAUCAAGAGAAGAAUGUAUAACAUGCUCGAAGUCUCCUGCUUCUACUGAACCCGCUUUAUCCCAUCAAUUCAGGACGGACCAUAAGGGAUUAAGUAUCGAGUGGCAAACAGACAACACCAUUAUGGGCUGUCCAAAGAUCCACAUCCAAGACGCACCAUCAUCAUACAAGGUGGAAAUGACCGAAGAAGACUUUGCAAGCUUCGAACAAUGGAAGGACAUCAGCAUCACCUACGGUAAAGCUGUGACUGCCACAAAGAGUUUUUGUGAGAGUUGUAGUGGAUACACGGAUAUGAGUGUCUUUAGAGAUGUCGUCAAGGCGAGAUCGAAGAGUGUCAGGUUCGAGGACGCAAAAUGA